AUGUUCUCUCAGACAAUGAGCCAACCUAUUGCCUGCCCUCCAAUGGAGCCGUCCUCUUCGUCCUUCUCGUCUUACUCCUCAUACUCGUCCAACUCGUCCUACUCCACCGUCAGUGAUGAUUCCAGCUUUGGAUUCCUGGACAUGUACCGCCUGAUGCACGGCAAUGGAAGUGGCACUGCGACCAGCCCUGGAAGUAUCAAUGACUUCCCGCUCAACCAGCCGACAUUCGAACCCUCGUCCUUCGAGAGCACAGUCUACGACUUUAACCCAACAUUCCCCAUGUACACGCCUGAACCUCUCCCCCUCAUGGACACACCACCCACCUCCUUCCCUUCCAGCUCCACGCCGGCCUGGUCGCCAACAUCCAUGCCACCCCUCGACCAAGGGAUGUUCCCUCCUCUCGACGGCCUGAGCCAGGAGGCACCCAAGCCUGCCAAACCCUAUGCAUGCGAAGACUGUGGCAAGAGCUUCACGCGCCCCGCCGACCUGAAACGCCAUCACUCAACCGUGCACUACCCGGUCUUUCAGAACUGCCCUGUCGCCGACUGCUCGCGCAAGGACAACAACGGCUUCCCACGUCGCGACCACCUCAUCGAGCACCUGCGCUCCUACCACCACAUGGACGUGCCAAAGCGCCGCGCCGCCAAGCGCACGAAGCUGACCUAA
Aspergillus calidoustus is the source of this 666-nucleotide messenger RNA. The record is from the annotation of a GenBank genome assembly. NCBI's taxonomy places the organism in Eukaryota, Fungi, Ascomycota, Eurotiomycetes, Eurotiales, Aspergillaceae.